Molecule: messenger RNA, 1707 nt
Organism: Rangifer tarandus platyrhynchus (Svalbard reindeer)
Lineage: Eukaryota; Metazoa; Chordata; Mammalia; Artiodactyla; Cervidae
Source: the annotation of a GenBank genome assembly
AUGGACUAUCGGCGGCUGCUGAUGCGUCGGGCGGUCCCCGGGCAGUUUGACGACGCGGAAUCCUCGGACAGUGAAAACAUUGACUUGAAGACCGUCAAAGAGGAAGAUGAUGUUGUAUUUGAAGACCUUCAGAGUAACGCCAAUGAGAAGAUGGGUGAAAGUGAGCCGGAAGAGGAGGAAGACGGAGAUUAUGACGAAGACGAUGACUGGGUCUGGGGCGAUGGAGUCGGAAAGCUCACGCGGUGUUAUGCUUCAGGUGGAGGGAGUAACCCUCAGGCCAAUAGACAGACUCCCAGCUUCAAUGCAGCCAAAAUGUCUACUCCAGCAGACAAAGUCUUACGGAAAUUUGAGAAUAAAAUUAAUCUAGAUAAGCUAAAUGUUACUGAUUCUGUAAUAAACAAAGUCACCGAAAAGUCUCGACAAAAGGAAGCAGAUAUGUAUCGCAUCAAAGAUAAGGCAGACAGAGCAACUGUAGAACAGGUGUUGGACCCCAGAACACGAAUGAUCCUGUUCAAGAUGCUGACAAGGGGAGUCAUAGCAGAGAUCAACGGCUGCAUCAGCACCGGAAAAGAAGCUAAUGUAUAUCAUGCUCGCACAGCAAAUGGAGAGAGCAGAGCAAUCAAAAUUUACAAGACUUCAAUUCUGGUGUUCAAAGACCGGGAUAAGUAUGUCAGUGGGGAAUUCAGAUUUCGCCAUGGCUACUGUAAAGGCAACCCCAGAAAAAUGGUGAAGACGUGGGCAGAGAAGGAAAUGAGGAACUUAAUCAGGCUAAACACAGCAGAGAUUCCAUGCCCAGAACCCAUCCUGCUGCGAAGUCAUGUUCUCGUCAUGGGUUUCAUCGGCAAAGACGACAUGCCAGCGCCGCUCUUGAAAAACGUCCAGUUAUCAGAGUCCAAGGCUCGGGAGUUGUACGUGCAAGUGAUCGAGUACAUGAGGAGAAUGUACCAGGACGCCAGGCUGGUGCAUGCGGACCUCAGUGAAUUCAACAUGCUGUACCACGGCGGAGGUGUGUACAUCAUCGACGUUUCUCAGUCCGUGGAGCACGACCACCCGCAUGCCUUGGAAUUCUUAAGAAAGGACUGCACCAAUGUCAAUGAUUUCUUUCUGAAGCAUGGCGUUGCCGUGAUGACUGUGCGGGAGCUCUUUGAAUUUGUCACGGAUCCGUCAGUUACACCCGAGAACAUGGAUGCGUAUCUCUCAAAGGCCAUGGAAAUAGCAUCUCAAAGGACCAAGGAGGAAAGGUCCAGCCAAGAUCAUGUGGAUGAGGAGGUGUUCAAGCAAGCUUACAUUCCAAGAACCUUGAAUGAAGUGAAAAACUAUGAGAGGGACAUGGAUAUAAUGAUGAAAUUGAAGGAAGAGGACAUGGCCAUCAACGCCCAGCAGGACAACAUUCUAUACCAAACUGUCACGGGACUGAAGAAAGAUCUGUCGGGCGUUCAGAAGGUCCCUGCACUCCUGGAAAGCCAGGUUCAGGAAGAGACUGGUUCUGAUUCAGAAGAUGCAGGGAGCGUGGAGUGCUCUGACACAGACUCUGAGGAGCAGGGGGAUCACGCCGGCUCCAGGAAGCCCCCUGCCGACCCUGAAGUUAAUAGAAAGGAAAGAAAAAAGAUGGUCAAGGAAGCCCAGAGAGAGAAAAGAAAAAACAAAAUUCCUAAACACGUGAAAAAAAGAAAGGAGAAGGCAGCCAAGAUAAAAAGGGGCAAAUAG